CCCUCCCACUCUCAGUCAAACCCCCCCCCCCCCUCCCGAGUCGCCGUGUCGCUGUCACAUUUCACCAUCUUCACUCAUCUGUACGUGCGUUUUGUUACCGCUCUCUCCGCCCCCUCAUUCUCAUUCUUGUUUGCUCGCCUUGCUAUACUAUGCUGCUGCACUCCACUGCAUUAUGGCCCUAUCGAUACCACACCGACCCUAUCCUCUUCUUCACAUUCACCUUCACCCUUACCUUGUAACCCCACCGCUUAAACAAGGGCGGUCAAUUAAGCACCGGGUCAUCGACUCUAACUGCUUCGCCUCGCCUUCGCUUGCUUGCCUCUCCCUCCGCCCUCCCCUCCCGUCCUAUCCUCCACACCCCUCAUCGUUGUCGACAUCCUUCCCUGUUGCCAACACCUCACUCGCCGAUUUCAUCUUUUUGGCUCGACUCGAUUCUGACCCCAUCCAUCCCAUCCUCUCUCCACCCCCCCACCCCCACCUGGCUAGAAACCAAGGGAGACUCUCACUCCCCUGGGAGAGCCCCAAGCAAGCAAGACUUCAGCAGGUCCUGUGGCGUGCGCGCGCGCGCGGGGCUCCCCAUCCUCACUUCACCGAGGCAUGGCAGGCAGUCAGAAGGCAAAAACCAACUAGACUUUUCUUCUCCGCCAAAACAAUACGCAAAGUUCUUACUUUUCCACCCACUAGGAGGUCCGAGAGUGGGAUGUGAUUAAGCUCACCCCGGUUCUUGUCACUGACUGAUCGUAUAUGCACGCCUGACUCUCUGUCUCUCUCAUCUGACG
This is a messenger RNA of Colletotrichum navitas, 779 nucleotides long. RefSeq lists its product as uncharacterized. Lineage: Eukaryota; Fungi; Ascomycota; Sordariomycetes; Glomerellales; Glomerellaceae. The coding region runs from base 173 to 706 and encodes 177 amino acids. The transcript is spliced from 2 exons. The record is from RefSeq and is a predicted model, not a curated record.